Molecule: messenger RNA, 357 nt
Organism: Puccinia triticina
Lineage: Eukaryota; Fungi; Basidiomycota; Pucciniomycetes; Pucciniales; Pucciniaceae
Exons: 5
Coding region: 1-357 (118 amino acids)
Source: RefSeq, a predicted model, not a curated record
AUGUUUUCUCCAUCAUUAGUCCGCCUUUCACUUCUUGCUUUGAUUGGCCAACUCGUCUUAGCCGAUGAUCCAGCUGGAAAAACUUUUAAAUGCUCUUUGUACACCGGCGCCAACACCACGCACGCAAAAUGUAACGAACGCCCAGAUGUCGUCUGCAAGCAAGGGUGCACCGGCUAUGUCACUGCCGAAGGAUGUCAACCAAACGCUGAUCCAACUGCACCGCCAGCAGGUCCGCCGAGCACACAGAAAUGUGAGAUUGGGUUCGGUCGAAACACGGCUGCGGCUAGAGUUGUAAUGGCACAACUACCGGCGAAGCGUAUUGUCACGGUUGUGUUACAACCAAAUAGUCCCGGCUGA